AGCCGCUCCCGCAGCCAUGUUGCCUGCGAGGGGAAGUGGCGGCCCCGACCCCCGCUAAGAUGGUGGAGAGGAGCCCUCGGGGGGCCUAGGGGGUCCCGUCCCCCGCCCCCGGGCUGCAGGGCGAGCCGUGGGGCCCAUGGAGCAGCUGUAGGGUGUGUGCUGUGAACAGCUUCACCACUGCCACGAUGACCUCUGCAGGCUCAGCCCAGCCCCCAGCAGCAGACCCUGCCUGCAGGCUCACCCUGGGCCAAGGCAACCAGGUGAGGCCCAGCCAGCCUCUGCUGGAGAUUCUGCAGGCUGCAGGAGCCCAGGGGGGAACCUUCACACUGAAGGAGGUGAUGCAUUUCCUGGGCCAGUACAUCAUGGUGAGGCAGCUCUAUGACCAGAGGCAGCAGCACAUGGUGCACUGUGGAGGAGACCAGCUGGGAGAGCUGCUGGGCCUGGAGAGCUUCUCUGUCAAAGACCCAAGCCCAGUCUAUGACAUGCUGAAGAGGAACCUGAGCUCUGCUGCCCUGGCAGAUGCUGCAGAGACUCUCCCACAGGAGCAGAGCGCCGGUAGGCCCAGCCAAGACCAGCUGAAGUUUAGCCAGCAAGAAGGAGGCUCUGUGGCUGGGAUCAUGGAGGGUGAGAGCACUGCUGCUGCUUGGGCUACCUCAGAGCCAAAAUGUGAGCACUGUGAAGACACAGACUUGCUAGAAAACCUCUCCAAAAGCAGGAAGCCUAAGCUGGACCUGGUGUUUGAGGAGUGGGAUGUGGCUGGCCUGCCCUGGUGGUUCUUGGGCAACCUCAGAAGCAAUUACAAGUCCAGAAGUAAUGGAUCAACAGACAUCCAGACCAACCAGGACAUAGACACUGCCAUUGUCUCAGAUACCACUGAUGACCUCUGGUUCCUCAAUGAGUGCCCAGCAGAGCAGAGCACUGCUGCAGCCAAGGUGGAAGCUGCUGCCUGUGAGGAAGGGAAGGAAGGUGACAACAAGGUGCCUGAGGAAGAUUGUUUGCAUGACAUGGAGGAUUCCCAGUGCCUGAGUGAUGACACAGACACAGAAGCUGCUCCUGAGGACCGCUGGCAGUGCAGCAAGUGCAGGAAGUUCAACUCCCCGGGCAAGAGGUACUGCUACCGCUGCUGGGCCCUGCGCAAGGACUGGUACUCGGACUGCCCCCGGCUGCCCCAUGCCUUCUCCCUCUCUGACAUCGAUGCCAUGCAAAAGCAAAAGGAGCAGGAGGAAGGCAUAGAUGUCCCAGACUGCAGGAGGACUGUCUCAGCCCCGGUGGGCCAGCCCCAGGAGCUGUACGUGGUGGAAGCUAAGCCCCGGGGGGAUGCCUGCGGCUCCCUGGAGUCGCUGGACUUGGCCCGAGGCUGCGAGAGCAAGGAGCAGGCCCUGCUGUGCUUCCCCCAGCACACCAAGGGGGAGGAGGAGGAGGAGAUAGAGUCCCUGGAGAGCAUCAAGAAGCUGCUGAACCCCUGCUUCCUGUGCCAGCACAGACCCCGGGAUGGGAACAUUGUCCAUGGCAGGACUGCUCACCUCGUGGCCUGCUUCCGCUGCGCCAAGAUGCUGAAGAGGAAGAGGUCUCCCUGCCCGGUGUGCAGGAAGGAGAUCGAGCUGGUGAUCAGGAUCUUCAUGGGCUAGCUGUGCCCUGCAGGCCCUGCUCCCCCACAGCCCUCUCUUGC
Dryobates pubescens (Downy woodpecker) is the source of this 1669-nucleotide messenger RNA. It is a transcript of the gene MDM4, whose product is annotated as MDM4 regulator of p53. NCBI's taxonomy places the organism in Eukaryota, Metazoa, Chordata, Aves, Piciformes, Picidae. Bases 186 to 1628 code for a protein of 480 amino acids. The record is from RefSeq and is a predicted model, not a curated record. Gene Ontology annotation, cellular component: nucleus. The transcript has 11 exons. Gene Ontology annotation, molecular function: ubiquitin-protein transferase activity. Gene Ontology annotation, biological process: protein ubiquitination; regulation of cell cycle; negative regulation of apoptotic process.